Messenger RNA from Aureobasidium subglaciale EXF-2481, 858 nucleotides. RefSeq lists its product as uncharacterized. The transcript has 3 exons. Gene Ontology annotation, molecular function: ATP binding; ATP:ADP adenylyltransferase activity. NCBI's taxonomy places the organism in Eukaryota, Fungi, Ascomycota, Dothideomycetes, Dothideales, Saccotheciaceae. Bases 1 to 858 code for a protein of 285 amino acids. The record is from RefSeq and is a predicted model, not a curated record. Gene Ontology annotation, biological process: nucleotide metabolic process.
AUGGAGCUGCUACAUCUACCAGAGCUCGAGGAGAGAACGCUGGCUCGAUUCGACGAGCUUGCAAGGAAGGAAAAGAUCUUCUACGAGGAAGCUGUCUCGGAGCUGGUUAGAAUCAAUGGCCUCAAUUUCCAAUUCAUUAUCGCAGGUAUACUCAAGAGGAAACCAAUCCUUCCCGCCAACGCACCUAGUAGAUCAAAAGCUGGUGGUCCAUUCAUCGACCCGGACCCGGAGGAAGUUGUGACGGAUUUGGGGUCCACUCAUCGUCUGCUAGUGAACAAGUAUGGUAUCUUUCGACCAAUGACUGUUAUACCUACCAGGCAUUAUGCGCUACAGACCGAUGACUUGGACUUGUCGGAUAUCGACGCAGCUUGGUCUGUCUUGAAGGCGUUCCACACUCCAUCUCUGAUCAUCUACAAUUGCGGUAUCAACGCUGGAUCGUCACAAGGCCACAAACAUACUCAAGUCUUCCCGCUGCCCAGUCACAUGCUGUGGCCUUCCAAGGCCGACUCGUACCAUGAUGUAUCCACCAAGCUAGAGCAUGUACCUUUCAAGCAUUUCGUGCUACGCCUUCCGAGUGGCACUGACACGAUGAGCGCGUAUGAGACAUAUCUUCAGCUCCUCCGACUAUCCCAGGCUGCACUGGCAACGUCCGGGGAAGGCAGUAGAGAUUACAAUGUGGCCAUGACAGCAGACUGGAUCGCGGUUAUACCUCGUCGAACUAGUGAUGGUCCUUAUGGAGCAAACGCUGCUGCUAUGCUGGGUAUAGUGUAUGUACCCGACCAGGAGGAACGUGACAAGUGGACGGAUGCAGGCUACACAAAACAGCUCGUGGCCUUCGGAAUACCCAUUGACGCUUGA